AUGUAUUUCAGCAGCAACAACAUGAUUAUAAAGACAUGGAACAAAGACACGGCAGUAAGAACAACUGAACAGGAAGGGUUUAGGUUUCACCAUGCUGAAUCAGAUUAUGUAAUGCUCGUGCGUUGGCUGCCUGAAGACGAACCUGAUACUCUCCCUAUCAAUGCAUCUCAUCGAGUUGGUAUUGGGGCAUUUGUGCUCAAUGAAAACAAAGAGAUCCCACGCGAAGCUGGUGAGAUCGAAGAUGGAGAUCGGACGCACUUCAAGGAGAACGCCGACGUCGCUGUAGAUCGGAGCUGACGGCGAGCAGCUGCCGCCCUCGCCUUCGUCGGGUGCAGGCCCUGCAUCUUCCUAUCAACGCUUCCGAUUUCAAGCACCAGAAGUUCACAACGGUUGCCAUUCCCUUACUCUCUCAACCAGGGAGCUUGUAUUUUGUCAGCCAUGUCCAAGGAAAAUGAUGCAUGCAUCACGACUUACAUCGUAGAGACUCAAUCCACUAUCAAACGGGAAUGCUCCCAGUUAAAAAAGAAGAGGAAAAAGAAGCGGCUAAAGAGGUCAUGGGAUGCAAGUGGUGAUUCCCUGCCUAAUGAUUUUCUGCCAGAAAAUGCUUGUGGUAGAAAGGGAAGUUGUAUCAAUGAGGCAGGAGACGAUGCUAAUUCCAAGGAAAGUUUUGAAAGGACAAAUGAUAUACAAUCAGUUACCUUACUGGAGGAAAUGAAGAAACCGAAGAAGCACAAGAAAGGUUUGAAUAAUUUGCAGCCUGCUAUAUUUCAUAUAUCACAAGAGGAAGGACAGCUUGAAAAGGCAGGGAACGUUAGCAGUGAUUCUCUGGCUGACAUUUCUGCAAUAGAGAAUGGUUCUGCUGAAUCAGUUGUUUAUGUCAAUCCAGUUGAAGUUGGAGCUCAAUCAAAUAUAGAUUCAAUUACCACUGGUGAACUGAUUACCUUAUCGGAAGUAGCAAAGCGACGAAAGAAGAAGAAGAAAGAUUUGCACAGUCCCAGGCCUGCCAAAUUGCUUACCUCAAAAGAUGAGAAACAGCUUGAGAUGAUACAGAAAUUUAGUAGUGAUUCUCAGGCUGGUAUUUCUUCAUCAGAGAAUAAUGUCGAUGGAACCAUUAGUCAUGUUAAUGAGGAUAACAUUGAUGCUAAAUCAGAGAAAGACUUGAUGACUACACAGGCUACAGAACCAGCUAAUUUCCAGGAGGGAGGAAAGAAAAAGAAGAAGCGGAAGAAAGAUGUGAACAGUUACCAACCUACCGAGUUACUUUCACAAAAGAGUGGAUGCCAUGAGAAUGCACAUAAAAUUGGCAUUGAUCAGGAUAUCAUUUCAGCAACAGAGAAUGCAACCAAUGAAAAAGAUAGUUAUGUUGAUGAGGUCCAAGUGGAUAAUAACUCAAGAAAUGGCUUGAGCAAUCCCGAGGCUGAAGAACUCGGUACCUGUCAGGAGGGAGAAAAGAAAAAGAAGCGUAAGAAAGCUCGGGAUAGUUCACAGCCAACAAAAUUGAUUUCAUCACAAGUGGAGGGACAGUUGGAAAAGAUAGAGAAUUCUAGCAGCUACUCUCAGCUUGAAAUUUCUGGAACAAAGAAUACUAUCCGUGAAGCAGGUAAGCAUGUCGAUGAUGCUGAAGUUGAUGCUACACCAAAGAUAGAUUUGAGUGCUACACAUGCUACAGAGUCAGCUACCUUACAGAAGGAAGGAAAGGGAAAAGAGAAAAGGGAAGAUUCAAGUAAUCCCCAUUCCUCAGAACUAAUUGCAUCACAAGAGGAAGGGGCAUUUGAGAGUAUGCAGAAUGUUGGUAGUGAUCCUCAGGCAGAUCUUUCUGAAACAAAGAAUAUCUCUAUCAGUAAAAAUAGUUGCAUUCAUGAUACUGGAAUUGAUGCCAACCCUACAGAAGAUCUGAAUAGAUCUCAGUCGAUCAUGUUAGUUGAAUUGCAGGAGGGAGGAAAGAAACGGAAGAAGAAGCAAGAAAAACAUUUGAACUGUUCACAUCCGAUGCAAUUGCCUACUUCAGAUGAUGAAGGAAAGACAAAGAAGAAGCGGAAGAAAGAUUCAAGUAGUUCGGAUCCCAGAGAGAUGCAUGAAUCACACGAAGAAAGAGUUGCUGCGAAAAUGGUUUGUUUGAAGAAUGAUACAUGUCUGGAUAAUUGUCUUAAGGAGAACAUUCCAGAAGUACGCAAAGUGAAAAAGAAGCAGAAGCUGAUGGCCAAGGAUGGGAUCAUUACUGCUGAGGGUAAAGAAGGUGGUCAUGCAGAUGAUGCCAUUAACACUUCGGUAGAGGCGAAGGACAAUAUUGGGGUCAUACAAGCAGGAAUUGGUUCUCUAAUACAUGCAACUGAUGUGCUAACAGAUAAGGAUGACUUCGAUGGCGAACCUGGUUCUUUUUCUGUUGAACUUACGAAUGCCAAUGAGAUUCUAAACAAAGAUGAAGUAAGACUAAGUAGUAUGAAAUCAAUAAAGUAUGGUGGACCUGCAGAGCCUGGUACCGAACGCAUUACUGGGGAUGAAAAACCACAAAGGGGCCAUUCAGAUGAAAAACAUCCCAACAAACACAUGGAGGAUGUGCUGAUGGGAGAACAAGCUCGAGAACAUUCUCCUUUGAUCAAGCAUGACAUCUUGACAGGCAGUGCCUCAUUUAACUGUUCAAAAGAGGUUGCCAUUUGUGAAGAACUUGAGAGGACAUCUGAAAGAGGGAAUGAAGUAACGGGGCAAAGUUCAGAGAAUUGCUCAAAUUGCAAUAAUUCAGGAGAGCAUUCUACAUCAGUGAAGGGAUUGGAAAUGACCAUAGGGAAGAAGGCCGAAUCUAAUUUUUCUGACAUUGAUAUCUCACUAGAGGAAAGCAAGACGCCAACAAAAAUGAUGAAUGAAGUCAAUGUGGAUGUUCCUACUGAAAGGGGCAGCAUUCCACGAGCACCAAAGAUUCCAAUGAAAGGACCUCCUAAUGCAAGUGCUGCCAAAAAGCUCCUUAUCCUUGAUGUGAAUGGGCUUUUAGCAGAUAUCAUUCCUCACUCGCAGCGCCCAACAUCACGUAAGCCUGACUUUCACCUCAGGCAAAAAUCAGUUUACCGAAGGCCGUACUGUGUAGAUUUUCUCAACUUCUGCUUCAAGAAUUUUGAAGUUGGUGUUUGGUCAUCUAGAAAGAGGGUUAACUUGGAUGAAGUUGUUAAGUUUCUCUUUGGAAGUUCUAAACGUGAUUUGCUCUUCUGUUGGGACCGAUCAUUCUGCACCAUCGUAGGCGUGGCCACCAUCGACAAUCCAGAAAAACCCCUAGUUUUAAAAGAGUUGCAGAGACUCUGGGGGGAUUGGAAGAAAUGUCCUUGGAGAAGGGGUUACUUUGAUGCAUCAAAUACAUUAUUGUUGGACGAUUCACCAUACAAGGCUUUACGCAACCCGGUGCACACUGCUAUAUUUCCCCAUUCAUACAAGUGUACUGAUGAUGAAGAUUCUGCAUUAGACAAGUCGUUUGAUCAGUUGAUAGUUGAUACGGUAUCUUGGCGACUCCGCCAUUCUCUUAAUAAACCCUUUAGACACAGCAGUCGGAGGGUAUUUUUCUUAUCUUUUGGGCCAGAAGGUGACAUUCGUAGAUAUCUGGAGCGGUUGAUUGAAGCGCCUCACGUUCAAGAGUUUGUAUCACAAAAUCCAUUUGGUCAAAACCCUAUCAGAGCAUCUGACCCUUCUUGGCCCUUCUAUCGCAAGAUCAUAAUAGGUGGUAACUAACAGGCAUUGGAGCUGCUAGCUUCCCUGUGCAUCUUUAUGGUGCCAGAUUUUUGGGGGUGCGCAUUGUUGUGUCAUGUACUAUUAAGUUUAUUAAAUGUUUCAUUCCUUUGGUAGUUAGAUAACAGAGGGAGAUGGAUAUCAUAUAUCUACAAGUUUUGUACGGACACGUUGCCUGGGUGAAUUUCCUUUUUUAUUAUUUAUACUUUUAGUUUAUUUUCUAUUCUUAAGUUUAUAUCUGAUUAGAUAUUCUAAAAUUGUUAUGUAUUGUUGGAUAUUUUUCACAAAAUAGUUAUGGUUUCUCGUGUAUUAUAAUAACUUUU
Molecule: messenger RNA, 4031 nt
Organism: Linum tenue
Lineage: Eukaryota; Viridiplantae; Streptophyta; Magnoliopsida; Malpighiales; Linaceae
Source: the annotation of a GenBank genome assembly